GAACCAGCAGCGACCUAUCUUCUGAUCUCCAGCAUUUAGUUUUACUUAUUUUACAGUUGAGGUGACCGGAAGCCAUUAAUGGCCGCUUCGUCCCCAAGCUAAGCCCAUCCCUUUCACUUCCUAAUUCAAACACCUCGCCCAAAUCUCUCAUCAUCAAAACCACACCGAAAGCUUCGCUCUUUCAAUUAAUUCUCCCUUUUAAAAAAAAAAAAUUUAAUCUUGCUUUCAUCUCCCUAAUGAAUUCCAACCACCCCAUCACCUUCCUCAGCUGCAACUGCUGUUCCUCUCAUCCAAAUCGCCAACUUUUGUUCAUACUUGAAAGCGAUUUCGUUUGACAAUUUCGUACACGACAACGAGGAAGCUGUCGGCUAAAUUAUUAUAAAUCUCCCCUUUUUGGUUAGGGUAGAUGGCCGAACCGUCUAAUGGCGGCGAUUCCGAAGUUAUGAGGUACGAUUGAUCGAAUGGCUUCUGCGUUUCGUCUUUUGUAUCGGUGAGAAAUUUUGGUGGGGAAGAAAGAAUGCUUUUUGCGUUUUGUAGAAAACCCUUUCCACAAAAUCUGGUUUUGAUUUGCUUGCUUUUGCGAUUUUCUCGCUUAUUUAUACAUUAAGGUGAAGCCCCCCAUCUUCUUUUGUAUCGGAUCGAGUCGUUCAGUCGGCUUUUAGUGAGAGGAUUAGGGUUUGUUCAUACUCUUCAGCUCCGGCAUAAAUCUUACUGGUAGGAGGAGAACGGAAGAUGGUCAGCAGUGCGCAGGGAGAGCAUGGUUCCUUCCACUCCAACGGAUCGAUUUCAAAUUCCAACGGUACAGAGGAGAGAUUGGAUGAGUUCCGAAGCUUGCUGGGAAAACCUAAUGGUGAUCUCCUGAAGAUAGUGAGCAUUGGUGCCGGUGCAUGGGGCAGUGUUUUUGCCGCCUUGUUGCAGGAUGCUUAUGGCCAAUUUCGUGAUAAAGUUCAGAUUAGGAUAUGGCGGCGGCCGGGGAGAUCCGUGGAUCGAUCGACGGCGGAACAUCUCUUUGAGGUGAUUAACUCUAGAGAGGAUGUGCUCCGGCGUCUGAUUCGGCGCUGUGCUUAUCUGAAAUACGUUGAGGGAAGACUGGGUGAUCGAACUCUGUAUGCUGAUGAGAUUCUAAGGGAUGGAUUUUGCUUGAACAUGAUCGAAACGCCACUUUGUCCUCUCAAAGUUGUGACGAAUUUGCAGGAGGCGGUGUGGGAUGCGGAUAUUGUGAUAAAUGGAUUGCCGUCAACGGAGACGAGAGAGGUUUUUGAGGAGAUUAGUCUGUAUUGGAAGGAGAGGAUUACUGUUCCGAUCAUAAUAUCAUUGGCUAAGGGUGUAGAGGCAGCAUUGGAUCCAAUUCCGCGAAUAAUAACUCCUACACAGAUGAUUCAAUUUGCCACUGGUGUUCCUGUUGAGAACAUUCUUUACCUUGGAGGCCCAAAUAUUGCUUCGGAAAUUUACAAUAAGGAGUAUGCCAAUGCUAGAAUUUGUGGAGCUCAAAAAUGGAGGAAAUCUCUUGCAAAGUUUCUAAGGCAACCUCAUUUUAUUGUGUGGGAUAAUAGCGACCUCGUCACUCACGAAGUUAUGGGUGGCUUGAAAAACGUCUAUGCUAUUGGCGCGGGUAUGGUAGCUUCCCUAACCAAUGAGAGCGCAACUAGCAAAUCAGUAUAUUUCUCACACUGUACAUCUGAGAUGAUAUUUAUAACUCAUCUCUUAGCCGAGGAACCGGAGAAGCUCGCUGGUCCGUUGCUCGCGGAUACAUACGUAACUCUUUUAAAAGGUCGAAAUGCGUGGUACGGCCAGAUGCUUGCGAAGGGGGAUUUGAGUCCGGACAUGGGCGACAGCAUCAAAGGGAAAGGGAUGAUCCAGGGUGUUUCUGCCGUGGGCGCUUUUUAUGCACUUCUGAGUCAACCCAGCUUAAGCGUUUUACAUCCGGAUCAAAACGAGCCGGUCGUUCCUGUCGAGUUAUGCCCCAUCCUUAAGACGCUCUACAAAAUUUUAAUAAAAAGGGAAGUUUCAGUGCAGGCCAUUCUUCAAGCCCUGAGGGAUGAAACAAUGAAUGACCCUCGUGAAAGGAUUGAAAUAGCACAGAGCCAUGCCUUCUACCGCCCAUCUCUGCUCAGCAAAUCUUAACUUCUGUUCCCGCUUCUUCCGCCGUUGCUGCUAAUUCAAAGCCGCAAAACAAAGAAGAAGAAGAAGAAGAAGAAGUGAUCUGAAUCUUCUUCUGGAGCAGUAUCUGCAGGCUCUCUGAUCUCCAUUGUGUGCCAAAAUUUUUGUCUGUUAAUGUAAGUUUAUAUACUUCUUCUGAAAACUGGUUCCAUUUAUUAUUAUGAGUAAUGGUUCUUUCAAGCUCAAGAGUACAAUAAUGGUGGAGUGGAUAGCAUGGUGUUGAUUAUGGCUUUGUAAUUGGUAGUGAAGGGAAUUGUUUUCUUACCAUAAAUUUCAUUUGUCUCUUGAUGUGUAAUCUCUGUUUUUUGUUUUGUUGUUUUUCAGA
This is a messenger RNA of Phalaenopsis equestris, 2485 nucleotides long. RefSeq names its product probable glycerol-3-phosphate dehydrogenase [NAD(+)] 1, cytosolic. The record is from RefSeq and is a predicted model, not a curated record. The coding region runs from base 733 to 2124 and encodes 463 amino acids. Lineage: Eukaryota; Viridiplantae; Streptophyta; Magnoliopsida; Asparagales; Orchidaceae. Gene Ontology annotation, cellular component: glycerol-3-phosphate dehydrogenase (FAD) complex; cytosol. Gene Ontology annotation, molecular function: NAD binding; glycerol-3-phosphate dehydrogenase [NAD(P)+] activity. Gene Ontology annotation, biological process: carbohydrate metabolic process; glycerol-3-phosphate catabolic process. The transcript is spliced from 5 exons.